Messenger RNA from Drosophila nasuta, 500 nucleotides. RefSeq names its product nemuri (gene nur). The transcript has a single exon. The record is from RefSeq and is a predicted model, not a curated record. NCBI's taxonomy places the organism in Eukaryota, Metazoa, Arthropoda, Insecta, Diptera, Drosophilidae. Bases 39 to 500 code for a protein of 153 amino acids.
CACUUCCGGUGUUCUACAAGCAACUAUCGGACCUCAGAAUGUCUUCCAAAUGCGCACUGAUCUUUGUCCUGGCGGCUCUCUGCUGCCUGGUGGCCACCGAGGCAGCCACUCAGCGUCGCAAUGGUGCCAUUCGCCCAGUCGAGGCAGCCGACGAGACCAAGAACGGCAUUGAAGUUGAGGCAAAGCGUGAACAGGAACUCGAAGAGGAGGAGGAUAAAGAGACUGACGAGAACAACACCCUUCAGCUUAAACAGAACCACAGCGGCGCAGUCAGCAAGCAGGACAACCUCAAGGAGACCAUUGUGAGGCCAAGCAAUGAUGAUGCCCGUGCCCGUCGUGUGCGCCGUCGUCGUGGUCCUAGCCGCACCAGGAACUCUCGUCGUCGUCGCAAUGGCAACAACCGUCGUCGUCGUCGUGGUCCCAACAACCGCAGGCGUCGUGGCCCCAGCCGUCGCCGCAACACGAUCAGGAGACGUGGUGGCAGGCCACUCCGCGGUUAA